AUGUCAUGUGUCACGCCGACAAUUGGAGAACACCUUGGGACAAACUUGGACAGGCCUAUCUUGAAGCUUGUGGAUGAUACUUUGUUACUGAGCAUAUCUGGCUUUUGGAAUGCACUACUUUAUCGCCCUCAGGGGCUCAAGUCUUACAAUAUUAUCGCGCCUGACACAUCUAGCGCUGACAGGAUACAGAUGAGUUGCUUUCCGGGAAUGCACGAAAAACAGGGCGUAAAGAACCACGGAAGCUGUGCCACGAACAUUGCCGAAGUCAUGAAAGAGCACGGCAUGAACCCGUGCCUAGAAGUUACUGAUCCGUUCAAUCUCUUCCAAAAUACACCAAACGUGAGACUCGAGCCUAUCCUUGGAAGUCUUGGUAGCUCCAAGCCAGGUGAUUACGUGGAUUUCCUUACGAUGGAGGACGCCAUCUGCGCUGCUCCGUGCCGUCCCUACGAUCCUCACGGCUUUAACGGUGGCAAAAUUACAGAUGUUGCUCUGGUGACAAGGCAUCUAGGCAGUCUGCCAUGGUUUCGUUCAUUGGCAGAUGAGUUGUCGACCAUGGUUCCAGCCACCGGCAUUUUUUAUCAUCACAUCUGCACUUCGCUGCUGCCAAUGCGAGCGUAUGAGGUGCAGCAGGGCUAUGCUCAAUUGUCUAUACAUUCGAUGAGCUGCCCGAGCAAUUAUCAGAGCCAGCUUGCGAACAAGGCCGCUAAUUCUCACCCCGGUCCGCCUUUGGCUGCAAGUAUCACGAUGAAGGAAAGAGAUUCCAAAAUACCCUUCGCUCUCUUUACGAACUGCCGGCAUCAAUUGACACAUAUACCGAGGCGGCAGACCGGAUGA
Molecule: messenger RNA, 834 nt
Organism: Pseudocercospora fijiensis CIRAD86
Lineage: Eukaryota; Fungi; Ascomycota; Dothideomycetes; Mycosphaerellales; Mycosphaerellaceae
Exons: 3
Coding region: 1-834 (277 amino acids)
Source: RefSeq, a predicted model, not a curated record